AUGGCCACGGCCAACGGUGCCAAGGUGGACCCAGACACCCUGCAGGUGCUUCAGGACACGGCCAAUCGUCUGCGAAUCCACUCGAUCCGGGCCACGUGCGCCAGCAACUCGGGCCACCCCACGUCGUGCUGUAGCGCGGCAGAGAUCAUGGCUGUGCUCUUCUUCCACACCAUGAGGUACAAACAGACCGACCCAGAGCACCCCGACAACGACCGCUUUGUCCUCUCUAAGGGCCACGCUGCACCCAUCCUUUACGCGGUUUGGGUGGAGGCGGGCAGGAUCUGUGAAUCUGACUUGCUGAACCUGCGGAAGAUCCACUGCGACCUGGAGGGUCACCCCACGCCUCGGCUAUCGUUUGUUGAUGUGGCGACAGGCUCCCUUGGGCAAGGACUGGGAGCUGCCUGCGGAAUGGCUUACACCGGCAAGUACUUCGACAAGGCCAGCUACCGUGUGUUCUGUCUCAUGGGGGACGGUGAGGCCUCAGAAGGCUCCAUCUGGGAGGCCUUGGCCUUUGCUUCCCACUACAGCUUGGACAACCUCGUGGCCGUCUUUGAUGUGAACCGCUUGGGGCAAAGCGGCGCUGCACCCCUAGGGCACUGCACGGACAUUUAUGAGAAGCGCUGCCAAGCGUUUGGGUGGAAUACUUACUCGGUGGAUGGUCACGAUGUCGAAGCUCUCUGCCAGGCCUUUUGGAAAGCAACCCAAGUCAAGAACAAACCUACUGCCCUGAUUGCCAAGACCUUCAAAGGGCGGGGUAUUCCAAGUAUUGAGGAUGCAGAAAACUGGCAUGGGAAGCCCAUGCCGAAAGAGAGUGCUGACGGGAUUGUCAAAUUAAUUGAGAGUCAGAUACGAACAGGCAAACAUCUCACACCCAAGCCCCCCGUUGAAGACUCACCCCGGAUCAGCAUCUGCAAUAUAGAAAUGACCUCUGCACCUGCUUACAGACUGGGUGACAAGGUGGCUACUCGGGAAGCCUGUGGCUUGGCUCUGGCUAAAUUGGGUCACACUCACAAGAGAGUUAUUGUCCUAGAUGGUGACACCAAAAACUCGACUUUUUCUGAAAUCUUCAGGAAAGAACACCCUGAGCGUUUCAUAGAGUGCUUUAUUGCGGAACAAAACAUGGUAAGUGUAGCGCUAGGCUGUGCUGUGCGAGGAAGGACAGUGGCUUUUGUUAGUACCUUCGCGGCCUUCCUGACCCGAGCGUUUGAUCAGAUCCGGAUGGGAGCCAUCUCUCGGGCCAACAUCAACUUCAUUGGUUCCCACUGCGGGGUAUCUAUUGGAGAAGAUGGGCCUUCCCAGAUGGCUCUGGAGGACCUAGCCAUGUUCAGAAGCGUCCCCAGCUGCACGGUUUUCUACCCAAGUGAUGCGAUCUCAACAGAACACGCCAUUUAUCUGGCAGCUAGUACGAAGGGCAUGUGCUUCAUUCGGACCAGUCGGCCAAAAACCACAGUUAUUUAUACUUCACAAGACAGCUUCGUGAUUGGACAGGCCAAGGUGAUCCGCCAGAGUGCAGAGGACAAGAUGACAGUUGUUGGAGCAGGAGUUACUCUACAUGAAGCCCUACUGGCUGCCGACAAGCUCUCUCAACAAGGUAUUUUUAUUCGCGUCAUUGACCCAUUCACUAUCAAACCUCUGGAUGCUGCCACCAUUAUCCGCAGUGCCAAAGCCACCGGAGGCCACAUCAUCACAGUGGAAGAUCACUACCGAGAAGGUGGCAUUGGGGAAGCUGUGUGUGCGGCCAUCUCCAGGGAGCCUGACAUAGUUGUCCGUCAGCUCGCAGUAACGGAAGUGCCGCGAAGCGGGAAACCGAGUGAACUGUUGGAUAUGUAUGGAGUCAGUGCCAGGCACAUUGUGGCAGCCGUGAGAGAUAUCCUAUCGAAAUAA
This is a messenger RNA of Microtus ochrogaster (prairie vole), 1884 nucleotides long. It is a transcript of the gene Tktl2, whose product is annotated as transketolase like 2. Gene Ontology annotation, molecular function: thiamine pyrophosphate binding; transketolase activity. Lineage: Eukaryota; Metazoa; Chordata; Mammalia; Rodentia; Cricetidae. The record is from RefSeq and is a predicted model, not a curated record.